AUGCCUCACCGUAAAAUAGGGGAACCAUCCCCGGGAAGAGCUGAGGUCACUGGUGGUCCUGCCCACGUCGAACGGUCGAGAGAGGCACGACCAGAUCUGCUUGCUCUCCGGGAUAACGGAGGUCUCCGAGGAAGAAAGGUGGGAGCAGUUCACUCUCGUCUGCUGGUCGCUGCUGUCGGGAAGCUGAUGUCGUCGAUCUGCUACUCUGUUCAUCGCGAAGGCGUUGCCGGAAAAAUGCAAGAAAAAGUGGGAGUGGGAGUGGCCUUCAUAUCUUUUCUGGCGACGUUCUUCUUGCCCAAUCCUCCUCCGCUUGGAAGACUCGAGGAUUUCUCACGCAAUUACCUGGAAGAUAAUGCCAGGUUUGAGCCUUAUAAGCGUCUUGAUAAGUUCAGGCGGGAAAACGCCAUGUUUUACACACUCCGCUCUGUAAAACUCAAACUUGGUUUGGUUUUUACGCAUCUUUUAGUUGAUCCAUAUCAAGAUUUGAUGAUUAGUUUUGCAUCAGCGUUGAAGGAGAUUGGCCAUGAAUUCGAGGUGCUCACACUUGAACAUGGUCCUAUGGGUUCUGUAUGGAGACAAGAAGGAAUUUCCGUCACUACCGUAGAAACUACUGAUGGAAAUCUGAAAGUAGAUUGGCUAAACUACGAUGCUGUGUUUCUGAACUCAUUUGAAGCUAUGGAUAUCCUGUCUUGUCUUAUGCAAGAACCUUUUAAAAGUGUGGCUGUUAUAUGGACUGUUGGUGAAGGUGAACUUGCUGCCCGAUUGAAAAAAUAUAACUCGACUGGCCAGAAAAUGCUAGUUGAUAGGUGGAGAAAAGUUUUCAAGCGUGCCAAUGCUGUUAUGUUCCCAAACUACAAUCUGCCGAUUGCAUAUUCAUUAUGUGAUACUGGGAACUACUUUGUAAUUCCAGAGCUUCCUAUUGAAGCACAGGAUGAUUACUUUCUGAGUGAUUCGAAAAUAUAUGCUAAGAUGGGGUGUGGCCCAGAAUGCUUCAUCAUUGCACUUGUGGGAAGCCAACCCCUUGUUUUACUACCAGUUUUGCAAACAGUUGAAAAUUCGAAGAAUCAUCCUCUCAAAAUCAUUGUCUUUGCUGGACCUUCUUCAAUCAUUAACCAAACUUCCUACUUGUGGGAAGCUAACUUCACAUUUGCUGGAGAUGAAGAUGCAGAGAGGAUUUUGAGAUUGAGUGAUAUCGUGAUAUAUGCAUCGUUCAGUGAAGAGCAAUCUUUCCCAUACAUUUUGUUAAAAGCAAUGCUCUUUGGGAAACCUAUAGUAGCUCCAGACCUGUCAAUUAUCAAGAAACAUGUUGUUGAUGGAGUGAAUGGCUUUCUUUUUCCAAAGAAGGAUGUCAAGGUUUUAACUAAGAUAAUGGGCCGUGUAGUUUUUAAUGGAAAAUUGUCACGUGUGGCUCGAAAUGUUGCAUUUACUGGACAGCAUAUAGCCCUCAACCUUAUGGUUUCCAAGAGUAUUGAAGGGUAUGCUUUGGUAUUGGAAAACAUUAUCAAGAUUAUUGUUCCACCUGGAGGAGUUGCAGCAAUGUAUCAGGCCCCUAAGUUUCUACUGCCAAGACGGAAGUGGCUUCUUUCUGAAACAGUUAAUAAGUAUGUGAGCAGAAGUUUUAGGACCCAUAGCUUUUUAAACAAGUUUGAGAAGCAAUUUAAUCCUAUUCAGACAGAGAGUUCAAUGGAUGAGAUGGACCACAUUAUUAUGAAUCAUUUCUGGGAUGAAGAAAAAGAUUUACAAAUUGCAAAUAGCAUCAAGGAAGCAGAGGAGGAAGAGCUAGAAGGCAGAAAUGUUCAACGAAAAAGGGGAACAUGGGAGGAAAUAUCCAAACUUCUAAAACAGGCUGAGCAUUUUAGGAAAGUUUUGCAUGAGAGGGAGUAUGGGGAGCUUGAAAGGAGAGGCCAACCAUUGUGCAUAUAUGAACCUUAUUAUGGAGAGGGGACCUGGCCAUUUUUGCACAAUUCAUCGCUAUAUCGAGGACUUGGGCUUUCUACUAAAGGACGCAGACCUGAAUUCGAUGACAUUGAUGCACCUUCUCGUCUUUCACUAUUGCGUGACCCUUAUUACAGAGAUGUCCUUGGUGAAUAUGGAGGCUUCUUUGCCAUUGCAAACCGGACUGGUCGCAUACACAAACAUCCUUGGAUAGGUUUCCAAUCUUGGAGAGCAACGGCAAGAAAGGAAUCUUUGUCUAAGAUAGCAGAAACAUCAUUGUUAGAGGCCAUUGAAGCACUCAGAUAUGGUGAUGCUUUGUUCUUCUGGGCUUGCAUGGACAGGGAUCCCAGAAACCCACAAAGACAGGAUUUCUGGUCAUUCUGUGAUGCUAUUAAUGCUGGAAACUGUAACCUGCAGAAUUUUAGUGCUGUUCCUCCUAUGCCUGCUGUUGGAGGCAAUUGGUCUGUGAGGCAUAGCUGGGUUUUACCAACAAGAUCCUUCCUAGAGUUUGCAAUGUUUUCUAGGAUGUUUGUGGAUGCACUUGAUUCACAAUUGUAUGAUCAACACCAUCAAAGUGGAUAUUGCUAUUUGAGUGUAAGAAAGGAGGACAAGCAUUGCUACUCUAGGAUGCUGGAGUUGGUUAUAAAUGUGUGGGCGUAUCACAGUGCAAGAAGAAUGGUGUAUGUGGAGCCAAAGAGAGGGAGAAUACGAGAAGAGCACAAAUUGGAGACGAGGAGAGGGAAAAUGUGGGUGAAAUGGUUCCACUACAGCACUCUAAAACAAAUGGAUGAAGAACUGGCAGAGGUAGCAGACAUUGAUCCACCGGGGAAGCGGUGGCUAUGGCCAUCCACAGGUGAAGUUGUGUGGCAAGGUAUCUUGGAGAGGGAGAAGCUUCAAAUGGAGAAGGAGAGAGAGUUGCGGAAGAAACAGAAGGAGGACAAGAGGUCAAGGAGGAGAAAACGAGGCCACCGGGAACAUUUUCAGGAACCAUUGGGGGGAAAAUAUGUGAAGCCUCCUCCAGAGACACAAAAUUCAACACAUAACCGCCUAAACCACUAG
Ipomoea triloba (trilobed morning glory) is the source of this 2994-nucleotide messenger RNA. RefSeq lists its product as uncharacterized. Lineage: Eukaryota; Viridiplantae; Streptophyta; Magnoliopsida; Solanales; Convolvulaceae. The coding region runs from base 1 to 2994 and encodes 997 amino acids. The transcript is spliced from 13 exons. The record is from RefSeq and is a predicted model, not a curated record.